Molecule: messenger RNA, 309 nt
Organism: Cucurbitaria berberidis CBS 394.84
Lineage: Eukaryota; Fungi; Ascomycota; Dothideomycetes; Pleosporales; Cucurbitariaceae
Exons: 2
Coding region: 1-309 (102 amino acids)
Source: RefSeq, a predicted model, not a curated record
AUGUCGUCCAUCGUCAAUGCCCUCUCCGACGUCGUCUCCUCACUCGUUGAGCUUGUCUGGUCCUUCUUCACCACCGCCGGCAAUCUGAUCCAGAACACCGCCCAGUUCGCGCUCAAGUUCGUCACCGAGAUCCUCGACCUCGUUGUCAGCUUCUUCAGGGGUCUUGUUGACCUGGCUGGCGGUCUCGUGAGCUUCGUCCUCGGCAACGUCCUCAUUCUCGGAGUCGUGGCUGCCGCCGUCUUCGCCUUCUUGCAGUAUCAGCGCAGUCAGGGCAGGACCGUCGCGGUCGGAAACAAGAAGCUGAACUAG